Molecule: messenger RNA, 1207 nt
Organism: Alligator mississippiensis (American alligator)
Lineage: Eukaryota; Metazoa; Chordata; Crocodylia; Alligatoridae
Product: sulfotransferase 6B1
Exons: 6
Coding region: 1-858 (285 amino acids)
Biological process (GO): sulfation
Cellular component (GO): cytoplasm
Molecular function (GO): sulfotransferase activity
Source: RefSeq, a predicted model, not a curated record
AUGUCAACCCAGAGUCAGGCAGAUCUCAUUCAUAUGUUCAAGGGGAUUCCUUUUACCACCAGGUCAUCGCUAGAACUAUUAAAAUCCUUGGAUACCUUCGAUGCUAGAGAAGAUGAUGUCCUUUUGGUUUCCUAUCCAAAGUCUGGCACACACUGGCUUGCACAAAUUAUAAUGCAGCUGUACACUAACCAAGUCACCCUAACCUCUCCUAUCGAGUUUGGAGACAUUUUGAAACUGGAGGAACUGAAGAACCUUUCAUCCAGGAGAAUUAUCCCUACACACUUGGACUACAACAUGUUACCGAUGAAUUUUAAGAACAAAGGAUGCAAGACUAUCUACAUCAUCAGAAAUCCAAAGGAUACUGCUGUUUCUAUGUAUCAUUACUACAAAGAUAAUCCAUACCUUCCCACCAUUGAUAAAUGGACUACUUUCUUGGAGCUGUUCUUAAAGGGAGAUGUUGUCUGUGGAUCCUGGUUUGAGCAUUUCCUAAGUUGGGAAAAGCAUAGAAAUGAUGAAAACAUUCUGUUUUUGUUCUAUGAAGACAUGAAGAAGGAUCUUCCCAAGACUGUGAAAAAAAUUGGCGUGUUCCUGGGAAUAAAUAUCAGUGAUAGUGAAAUCCGAGAGGUCUGCAAGAAAUCAUCUUUCUCAGAGAUGAAAACUAACAUAGAAAAAGAGAAUGUUGAUCCAAAUCACACUGUUUGUGCACUGACAUCUGACAAGAAGCUGAUAUUUCGAAAAGGUACUGUUGGUGACUGGAAGAACCACUUCACCCCAAAACAAAACAAGUUGUUUGAAGAGAUGUUUAGUAAUAAAAUGAAAUACAGUGACUUGGCCAAAUGCAUUACAUACGAAUUCUGAGAAAUAAAACUGAGACAAAGAAGCUGGAGAAGGGAUAAAGUAUUUAGAAAAGCUUGUACUUUUGAAACUGAUACUUUCUGGGGGAAAAAAUAAAUACAUUCAAACAUUAAUUAAAUUCUCUCUCUUAAUAUGGGUAGCCCUAAGAACUGUACACAGGUAACAAAAGUCAAAGUAAAACUGAAUGAUCUCAAUUUGAUGCUGCUUAGCCAUUUGGAUUAUUUCCAAAUGAAUUCAUAUUGGCUAUCAGUCAACAUGUUUUUUUGCACAAUGAGGGUUACCCUAAAGUGUCAUGUUAGAUGUCAUAAAUAAAGAUUUAGUCCUAAAUCACACAGUGGUCAUAUCUACUACG